ACCGCGAGGGAGCCACUUGCUGGAACAGUCACUCUGCCACUGCUUUGCACAGGACAUUCCCUUACCAUUAUUCCCCUUUUUCAGUUUUUUUUUCAGUUAAGAAGAGAAGGAUUCUACCAUUUUGGAUAUGUUUUGUGGGACCAAAACUUGCUAGACUGCUGUACACUCUGAAGACAUCUAGUGGGAUUUUGCGGCAACUGCACUCUGGCUCAACAGAAAGCAAUGAUCUUUCCUAGGAAUUUAGGAUAUUCGUCUCUGUCACCGCCAUCUCAGCCUUCCAGAUCCUACCCAUUCAGUCCGGAGGAAUUAGGUUUUACAGUUGUACACCCGACUUAUGAAAUGGAGACACUAGAGGCACAUCGAUACUCCCAGUUGCAGAAUGGGGAAUCUCAGUUUCCACCAAGGUUUCCACAUCCAACUUGUCCAAGGGUUGAAUGCCCUGGCGUUAGUAGAGUUUUGCCAAAAACUGUGGAAUUGCCAAGGUAUCCGCACAUCACCCAAGACCAAACGGACAGCACUGAACCUGAUUACAGAGUAGUUUUCCCUCACUCUGCCUACUGCGGUCAACACUUUCCUGCUGGGUCUCUAAAUCUAGGAACGACUAAUUCGCCACACUCAAUAGGUCUGAAUUUUCACUCUCCUUGGCCUGCUCACCAAGUGCUUCAGAACAGACAGAGAAAGAAGCGGGUGCCUUACACCAAGUACCAGAUUGCAGAACUGGAAAAGGCCUUUGAAGAAAAUCGGUUUCUAACUCCAGAAAGCAGACAAGUUAUUGCUGUUAAACUUGGUCUCACUGAACGACAGGUAAAAAUAUGGUUUCAAAAUCAACGGCAAAAAGAGAAAAAGCUUCUUCACCGCCAGCCUGUUGGAAUUUCAAGUUCUGUGACUGUUGCGCCAAAUGAACAAUAG
This is a messenger RNA of Protopterus annectens (West African lungfish), 909 nucleotides long. Its product is annotated as homeobox protein Hox-B9a-like. Gene Ontology annotation, biological process: regulation of transcription by RNA polymerase II. The record is from RefSeq and is a predicted model, not a curated record. Lineage: Eukaryota; Metazoa; Chordata; Ceratodontiformes; Protopteridae. Gene Ontology annotation, molecular function: RNA polymerase II cis-regulatory region sequence-specific DNA binding; DNA-binding transcription factor activity, RNA polymerase II-specific. The transcript is spliced from 3 exons. The coding region runs from base 223 to 909 and encodes 228 amino acids. Gene Ontology annotation, cellular component: nucleus.